AUGAUUGCACUAGACCCCAUCAAGAGUAGGAAAUGGAAGGCCAGCUCCAAGGAAAAGGGCGAGGCAAAGAUAUCAACAAGAAGAGCAAGAACCAACCCAAGGCCAAGAAACCUCACAAAGAGAAAACUCUACGCAAUCCCGCUUCAAGAAGGGUUCAGUAGUAAGAGUACAUGGGCCCAGGAACACAAAAAAAGACGAAAGCGAAACGCUAGAAGCAUGGCCGAGGAUGUGAUAAACAGUAAUUUCGCGACAGUAACGAUGAACUUUAGAACGACUGAUUGGCUCCUUCCACGCGGACUGCAGCAAAACUACGGUGCCGGUGACUAUCUCGAGGAGAGUCAGCGUAUCGAGCCGACUACUCAGGAACUUGUCAAACUCAACAAGGAUUUUAUCAGAUGCGGAAGCCUGGCAACGUUCAAUUAUAUCAACAAGAUCAUGGCAGAGCAUCCAUCAAUCUACUCAGACUCAGAAGAUAUUCAAAUCCGUCGCGAUAUACUCAAGACAAUCGUAAAAGGGAUGCAUCACUGGGACGAUGGACUCAAGGACAGUGACGACAGCUUUAGCUUAGCGUUGACGACACUCGAACCUCUCAAGACAAUACUUGGGGAUAACGACGCCGUUAUUCAGAGGGUUGAGGGGUACCUCGACAUUGCGGCUCCGUCUCUGUUUCCGAGUUGA
Molecule: messenger RNA, 678 nt
Organism: Gamsiella multidivaricata
Lineage: Eukaryota; Fungi; Mortierellomycota; Mortierellomycetes; Mortierellales; Mortierellaceae
Exons: 1
Coding region: 1-678 (225 amino acids)
Source: RefSeq, a predicted model, not a curated record